UAUUGACAAAUGCAAAAAAGCCAUUUCAUGGCGAGCCCGCUGGGAAGCUCACCUCACCUGCUGACCCAACGGUUUGGUGAUGAUGAAGAGCUUCACUUAGGCCAAGAUAUGCAAGCAGACCAUGGAACUCGUAUUCUUCGAAAGAAUUUUCCUGAGACCUGGCUUUGGACGGAAAUGAUAGAAGUGGAUGACAAGGGACACGUGGAUAUCACAGACAUCAUACCAGACACCAUGACCAGUUGGUCAAUCAGUGCCUUUGCAAUCAACACGAAUCAUGGGCUGGGAGUAGUAAAAAAUCCGGUUGCUUUAACUGUGCUUAAACCCUUCUUCGUCACCGUUAAUCUACCGUAUUCAAUUGUAAAAACGGAACAAGCAGUCGUUGAAGUAUUCGUACAUAAUUAUUUGAACCAAGCUCAGCACGUCACGGUACGAGUACAGAACGCACAAAAAGAUUUCAUUCAUUCGGACCUGGAAGUUUCAAAAACAGUUUUCGCACCGAGUAACAGCGUUAAAACAGUGACAUUUGCAUUGAAACCUAAGCGAUCUGGGAACCUUACAGUUACAAUAUUAGCCGAUUGCUCCUUAGCGACAGAUGCCAUACAACGUAACCUCCGAGUGACGCCUGGUGGAUUGCAAUACUUUGAAAAUUCUGCACGAUUCAUUGAAGUUCAGAACUCAUCGAUGUCGUUCGAUCCUAUCAAGUUGGUAAUACCGAGAACUGCAACGUAUGGAUCGGUAUCAAUUACUUUCUCAGUCGAGGGAUUUUUGCUAGGAGCAGCUCUGACUAAUCUCGAUCAUAUAAUUCGAUUGCCAUCUGGCUGUGGUGAACAGAACAUGCUCAAUUUGGUGCCAAGUGUGAUUGCUUUGGAAUACAUGGACAACACUGACACACUGACCUACGGUAUCAAAGCCAAAGCCAUCGAUUAUCUGCAGAAAGGCUACCAGAAUCAACUCAAGUACAAGCUAAGAGAUGGAUCCUUUAGCGUCUUUGGUCAAUCUGACGGUCGCGGAAGUGUAUUUUUGACUGCACUAGUAGCGAAAGUAUUCACAUUCGCUAAAAGACAUAUAACAAUCGACAAUUAUGUUAUAGAGAAGGCCUUUAAUUGGCUUCGGGAAAGGCAAUUAAGUGAUGGACGCUUCGUAGAAUCUGGACGAAUAUACUACAAAGAGUUACAAAGUGGUGUGCAAGAUGGCACAACAUUGACGGCUUACACUUUAAUAGCCUUUCUGGAACAUAAAUCACUUACUCAGAAAUACUUGUCAGUUGUAAAUAAAGGCACAGAAUACAUUGCCAAAACGUACAGAUUUGAUGGAAAUCCAUAUAGUCUUGCUUUAAUUGCAUACGUACUCCAGCUUGCAGGUCAUCCAAGAAAACAUUAUUUUUUUCGAAAGCUUGUAGAGCUCUCAAAGAUUAAUGAGGAUAGAACUAUGCGUUGGUGGGGAAGUGGGUCCACCAGUAUCGAGACCACGGCUUAUGUCCUGCUGACCUACAUGAGUAGAGGAUCGUACAUUGAUGCUAAAUCGAUCAUGAGAUGGAUGGUGUCACAAAGAUAUGACAAAGGAGGGUACAGUAACACUCAGAAUACGUUUGUAGGUCUCCAAGCACUGGGAAAAUACUCGCGUGUCAUGUCUUUGUCGAAUCAAAAUUACGAUGUCUUCGUAAAUUACGAUAGCGAACGCCAACGGCUGCACAUGAAUUCUACGACUUCUCUAGUUGGACAUAAAUUUAAUAUACCGUCAGAUGUACGACAAGUCAAAGUAGACGUUGAAGGCACCGGUGCUGGAGUAUUUCAGAUAGCACACAAAUAUAACAAUAUUGCUCAUGACAGUGUGCCACGAUUUAAAAUAGAAAAAACAUUGUUCAAAAUCCGUUCUGACGGUGUUGCCAAUAUGACAAUUCAGGCCAUUUACCGACCGAAAAAAGAUUUUGAAGAAACUAACAUGGUCAUGAUCGAAGUUAUGUUUCCAAACGGUUACGUUGUAACAAAUAGCCAACUGAAGCAACUCGAAAAAAACAACCAAAUUCGACGGUCAGAAACUGCAGAUGGGGACACCAGGUUGAUUCUAUAUUUGGAUCCGAUGCGGCCAAACAAUCCCGUCUAUGUUGAUGUGGAAGCAUUUCGGAAAUCAACUGUUCUAAACCAGGCUCCGGGAUGGAUCAAGGUUUACGACUAUUAUGAUCCCACACGGGAAGCCAUCGAAUAUUUCGAUCCCAUUUCCAACUAAAAUAUUUCAAAGGCUUACCAGAAGCAUUCAGUAUAAUUUUGAAACAUGUAAUGCAUUUACGAAAGGUGUUAAGCAUUGGCGUAGGAACAGGGAGGCCAGUUCGCCCCAGAAUUUUGUAUGAUAAUAAGUAUAAAAGUUUAACACAAAAAAACACGAUUCUUACGCGAAAAAAUGUUCUGAAUGAAUUAACAUUACUCUUAUUAUUGACAAAAAACAGUA
Messenger RNA from Aedes aegypti (yellow fever mosquito), 2445 nucleotides. Its product is annotated as C3 and PZP-like alpha-2-macroglobulin domain-containing protein 8. Gene Ontology annotation, molecular function: endopeptidase inhibitor activity. Gene Ontology annotation, cellular component: extracellular region. NCBI's taxonomy places the organism in Eukaryota, Metazoa, Arthropoda, Insecta, Diptera, Culicidae. The record is from RefSeq and is a predicted model, not a curated record.